AAGUCAAUGUAUGAAAGAUACGAAACGAACUGAUAGGAGAGGUCGUUUUUGCAGAUACUUGAAGGUCACAUGUGAUAGUGUGAGUUGUAUAGCACAUGUAAGAGAGUUGUCAUAUGUGACGAGUGUAGGGGAGCCAUGCUAUAAGGAGUAUAGACAACACACACCAAUACCAGCUUCAUUAUUGUACUGUGGCCAACAACAAAGGUUGUUUGCAAGUUUCAAGCGAAGGUUUAGAGCAAAGAGAACAACUUUAACUUCCAAUGAAGCAAAUGCAGGCAACCAAAUGGGUGAAUCACUGAAUCCCACUGUAAAUCAUAUAAGUUAUGGAGGAGGACAAUUUGAUGUUUCAACAAACAAUGAUAAUCUCAAUAAGUGGCAAUCCCAGUAUGAUGAGUCAAAAACAUCCCAAGCAGAAACUGGUACCUCUGGGAAUAGAACUAGUACUGUACCUCCAAACUUCCGAGUUUGGGAAACAGUAGGAAGGAAUGGUACUACAUGUGAUGUUGGCAGUGGAUUCAGAUUCAGAGUGUUGUCAUACAAUGUAUUAGCACAGUAUCUGCUUGAGUGCCACCCACAUUUAUAUAGCACAUGUUCUCCAAAAAACCUUAAAUGGAAAGUCCGAGCAACACAUCUCUAUGAUGAAAUUAUCAAUUUAGCCCCUGAUAUUCUUUGCCUUCAAGAAGUGCAAGCUUCGCAUUUAGACUCCUUCUAUUCAAGAUUCGAAGCAAUCGGUUACUCGGGAAUAUUCAAACAGAAAACUGGCCACAGACACGAUGGGUGCGCUAUAUAUUACAAAGAUUCGCUGUUCGAAAUGACGGAACACAUGAGUGUGGAGUUUUAUCAGCCGGAGCUACCGAUCUUGAACCGUGAUAAUAUCGGUGUGAUGGUGAAACUGGUGCCACGAGGAAUGCCCACUUGCCCCAUUGUGGUGGCCACCACCCACUUACUGUAUAAUCCCAAGCGGACAGACGUACGGCUCGCGCAGAUACAAGUGUUCCUGGCAGAGAUAGAUAGGUUCGCCUACUACUCCAGCGGGGGUCAAUCUGGACAUCUACCUAUUAUUCUAACAGGAGAUCUUAAUUCGUUGCCCGAUAGUGCAGUCAUAAAACUUCUUGACCAAGGGCUUGUAAGAGCGAGUCCAUUCCGGGAUAGUUCCGACUGGAAGAGGAUAGGUGUGACGGACAACUGUCAGCAUCUGGCGGUGUAUCUAGACAGGCAGAUAGGGAGACCGACCGAUCACAAAACGAUAAAGAUAUUCAACUCUGAUUACCGUGGAGUAUAUCCCGAGUCGUCGACGUGUGCCGUUACCGAAUCUGAUCCACCGGGCUGUGACUACAACGAGUUAUUCAACAGCGGCGUAGUAGGACAUUCCCUCCAGUUGCAGUCCGUUUAUGAAAAGCGGAAACCUGACGGCGCCAUGGAGGCGUCCACUUUCCAAGAAUACUGGGUCACCGUUGACUACAUAUACUUUAGUACUUGUAGCAGUUUGAAAUUAGUAGAACGUCUGCGUUUACCCACGGCUGAAGAAUGCGUAGUGCUGGGAACAUUACCCAACGACGUGUACGGGUCUGAUCAUCUCGCCUUAGCCGCCACUUUCGAGCUGCGUCCGAUGAAAGCAUCCUUGUAAUUAUAGUGAGAAAGUUCAUUAUCAACAAAUCGUUUUUCUUUGACCAUAGAGUACAACUUACUCUUAUGAUUAUGACCUGAGGUAUGUUUCAAAUAAAUAGACACACAUAAGUUUUAUUUAAUUAUUGAUUUAGAAAGUUUUUAGAAUACUUAGUCGCAUUGCCUAAUAUUUUGAUUGAUUUAAAACUAACACAGACUAUAGAUAUGUUUGCAGACACGAUUAAAAUUGGUUAGUUGUAUAAUGUUUUAGAUUUACAUCGAAAAAAUAUAGUAUACUUUAAAAUAGUGAACUCAAUUCUCAUCACGAUGCUUGAGAGUUGAGUUACUUCAAUUAUAUGUUGUGUAAAGUUUUAUCUGUUACAAUUUUAAAAUAAAUUGUGAAAUUUCAGAAGAACUAGCUAAGGCUUGAAACUUUGUUGAAUUUUUCUGAGGAAACGUUGAAUUGGUUUUAUUACAAUAAGGUUGUUUUUUUUAUGUGUACAACGUAGCGUAUGUUAUACGUAAAUUAAAUACUAUAGCGAUACAUCGUAAUUACUUAAAAUUGAUUUAAAAUAGCUUGGGUUUGCGUUGGUACAGAAUUAAUUCAAUAAAAUCUACAAUUAACAUUUGGAUACAUUAUUUGUCUAGCUUUGGGAUGUAUUUUCGAUUUGUCGUAAUGAUGCCGUCUUGUUACAUAUUCUGACAUUGGAGAUUAAAAACUUAAAGAAUUACAGAAAAAGCAAAGUCAAAGUAAGCCGUGGUUUAUUUUUUGUCGUUCACGUGCAAUUAUAAUUUAUUCUCAGAAGAUAUUAGUCAGAAGAGACUAUUUUGCAGUGUUCUACUAAUUUAUUAAAUUUUGACAUAAUAUAAAUUUAUUAUUCUAUGCAACUCUCAUUUAGCAUGCGAGUUAUACAUCUGGUUACCGUGUUUAUUAAGCUAUAGUAAAGUUUCUCUAAGAAACGUUCCUUGUACAUACUAAGAUGUAAAUAUGUAAUUUGCGACUCUUUUUAGUUCUAAUAAUAUAUAUUUAAAUUUCAUAUUUUCAAAAGUGCUUUUCAAUACUAGUUUAGCACUGUGUGAGAAGUUGGUAAUUAAUAAAGUAUCAUCAUAUAAAUAAACGAAAAAUAGGUUUCUAUACUCUUACGAUAUGGUGCAAGUCCUCUAGAAUGUCAUUUUAUUUACUAUGUAGGAACACUAAUCUAUAUAGCUAGACGAAACUGUCACAUGUUCACAUAUUGUAACUUAAUCUAAUUCCAGCGUAACUUCAAGCCCUGAUUUAUGUGUCUAAAUGAAGCCCCAAAUGAUCUUUCAGGCUAACAGAUAAUUCGAAUUCAGGGCUUCAUUUUGACAGAUCUAACAGGACUUAAAGUUACUCGGUAGAUUAACUAUUAGAAACAUAAUUACUUAGUUCAAGAAAACACAGUAUUUUUAAUUACAAAUUGUUUAUAACAUUUCAUUCAACUUUACAUCAAAAAACAUUCUUUAAAGUAAUUUACUUUGUAGAUGCAUUUGCAUCUCAAUUUUUGUUUGCACUCAAUUUUAAAUUGUAUUAUGUUUUAUGCAUGAGUAACCCAUAUUGGGAAUAGCCAAACUAUAAAUCGCUGUAAAUGACCAGGACCCAAUUAAAUGUGAUACAGAUGUUGAACGUAUUGACAGAUCGCUAGAUAAUAAAAAGUUUUGAGUUGAAAGUUAUCAUUACUUGUAUUCAAUGUGUAUAAUUCGGUUAACCAGUGACCGGAUUGUUUAAUUUUGGAUUUUCCUUCAUUCCCAUAUUGAGGCUGUUACAAAAUAAAACAUUUAAAACGACAAAUUAAAUAGUGUUUUUAAUAGGUCCAUUUUUAUAGCAAAUUUUAUGGUUUUGGACUUUUUUAUUUUAAAUAGGUAUAUACAGAAAAGCUAGUUUGAUCCAGGUGUGGUUGCACAUCAUCAUCAAACAUACGAGAGUAGAGUUUUAAUAAAAAUGGUAUAUCCAGUGUUUUGUUUUAGAACAAUCGUCUUGGUCUAUGAUGACAUUUUUUAUGUAGGUAUGCUAUAACAUAUAUAGGAUCGCACUGUCUGGAACUAACGUUUAAAAAGUAUUAUUUAUAUGUUACGGGAAAUUUUAUGACGUUUUUAUCGUUAAAAUGGAAAUGGGAACCAUGAGAGGAGGGGGGGGGGGGGUUACUUAAUAUUGAUAUCUAAUCAAAGAAUCCUUUUUAGAAAACGUUCAUUUCUUAUUUAUUUGUUUUUUCUUAUUCGCUUUUAAUUCACACGACACGACAUUAAUUCUAUCGCUGUUGUUGAAUAGUAGUUUACAACAAUAUGAUAUAUAUAUAUUUAUAACUUUAGAGUGAAAAUUAUAUUUAUUGUAACCGGGUGUCGAUUUAACAAUAUAAAUAUGUACGUACAAUAUAUAAGCAAUGCUGCGUUUUUAAAUUAAUGUAUUAAAUUGGCACCUGUUACAUUAUUUUUGUAAGCUCUUCGUCAAUUUCAGUGAAUAAAGUGAAUUAAAACAAAAUAACGGCUUAUUAUUUAUAAUCAUAGUUUUAGGCUGUAACCCUAUUUAGGAUAUUAUUUUUAUGGUUUUAGUUCAUAUCAGUUCUAUCAUUCUUUCGUCGGCCUUAUUGCCACUUUUGCAAAUUAUCAUUGGAUGCCUAUAUGAAUUUUGCACUAAAAGUAUCUUUCAUGUGAACUUGAUUUCAUUUCAAAAACAAAACAUCUUGAAUUUUCCGUAUGAGUUCGUAUAUCCCCUAAAAUUUUAUUCAGAAUGCUAUGAAAUAACUUUAAGAGUCAGUAAUUUUGUUUGUGUAAUUCGUGUCUAUUUUCCUUAUAAUAAACGUUGGAAUCUGUAUAUAAAAACGUUUACCAACGAAAAGCACUUAAUUUUUAUUUGUUGAUGCAAAAUUAACAAAUUUAAGUUUUAAAUAUCAUCGACCAUACAUACAUAUAAUAUAAUAAUUCCUUUAUUUUUGUACAAAUAACGGUUACAUAAAUAUUUGAGGCCCUGACUUCUAAGCUAGUUUUACAUGUAUUAUAGAAGCCAGUAUCUCCCCAAUGACAUUUCAAUAUUAAGAUAGGUGCUAAGUACAAACAAGUUGGAAUAUCAUAAGGAAUAAAAAAAGAAAUAUGUUACAAACUUUCGUGCAUACUAUGUGUGUGUGUUUACGUGUGUGUGUGUUAAAAUAAUUAUAAAUAGUUAACGUACUGGUUUCAAAAAUGUUUCUACUUCCCUACUUACCGACAACAGAUAACCGAAGAUAUUUUAUUUCAAUUUAUAGUUAUUACAUUUAUUUUUAGUUUUGGUUCAAUUAUAUUAUAGAAUCUCUUAAACAUCUAUCAACAAAAAUCUUGCGAACCGUUAACACCUAAGCCAUGUCAUAGAC
Molecule: messenger RNA, 4967 nt
Organism: Diatraea saccharalis (sugarcane borer)
Lineage: Eukaryota; Metazoa; Arthropoda; Insecta; Lepidoptera; Crambidae
Source: the annotation of a GenBank genome assembly